CCGCAGCGGCUUCCGGUUCCGGUCCGCCGGGCGCCAUGGCGGCCGUGGGGAACGACCCACGGGCGGGCGACGUGGAGGAGGACGCCUCGCAGCUCGUCUUCCCCAAAGAGUUUGAAACGGCGGAGACGCUUCUAAAUUCGGAAGUCCACAUGCUCCUGGAACAUCGCAAGCAGCAGAAUGAGAGUGCGGAGGACGAACAGGAGCUUUCGGAGGUUUUUAUGAAGACUUUGAACUACACCGCCCGCUUCAGCCGUUUCAAAAACAGGGAAACCAUCGCCAGCGUCCGCAGCUUGCUGCUCCAGAAGAAGCUCCAUAAAUUCGAGUUGGCCUGUUUAGCCAAUCUUUGCCCUGAGACAGCCGAGGAAGCCAAGGCCCUGAUUCCAAGCCUGGAAGGUCGAUUUGAAGACGAGGAGCUUCAGCAGAUUCUUGAAGAUAUCCAGACCAAGCGAAGCUUCCAGUAUUAGCCGCAAACACUAAAGCCUCAGGAAAACCAGAGGAAGAAGUUCUAACUGUUCCUCCGCAACUCCGAAAAGCACAAACCCCAGUAGCGGAAAGAAUCACUUCAGUUUGGCCUUCCAUGGUCGGAACAGGGUGAAACAAGUGUCGUGCGGACAGUGCGAUUUAACCACGGACGGUUGCGUACGCUGGCUCUUCGACUGCCGUAGACAUGGCAAGGACUCCUUUACCGUGACAUCCGUCGGCGCUCGGCACGGGAUCGUGGGAUGCUUUCCCCCGAGAACCCAUCCCCUCACUCUUCAUCUUUGCCCCGAGAAUCUACAAGAAAUUCCUAAUCUCUGGUUUGAGUAAAUGUGGAAUGUGAUUCUUCGGGGAGCUAGGAAUCUAGGAAUUUUUGUCCCUUCUGAACAUUUGAAGUCAUAGUGGUGCAAUCAAGACUCGAGAUGAAGUAGCUCUAUGAUCUCUCGACACAAAGGUGCCCGUCACCCGGCUUUUUCUAUGUUACUGUUUUGUCUCAAUUAAAUGUGGUAUUUUUCA
Tachyglossus aculeatus (Australian echidna) is the source of this 993-nucleotide messenger RNA. It is a transcript of the gene POLR2D, whose product is annotated as RNA polymerase II subunit D. Gene Ontology annotation, biological process: transcription initiation at RNA polymerase II promoter; nuclear-transcribed mRNA catabolic process, deadenylation-dependent decay; positive regulation of translational initiation. The transcript is spliced from 4 exons. The record is from RefSeq and is a predicted model, not a curated record. Bases 36 to 464 code for a protein of 142 amino acids. Gene Ontology annotation, molecular function: translation initiation factor binding; nucleotide binding. NCBI's taxonomy places the organism in Eukaryota, Metazoa, Chordata, Mammalia, Monotremata, Tachyglossidae. Gene Ontology annotation, cellular component: P-body; RNA polymerase II, core complex.